AUGGCCUCAUCUGGCAAUUCAGAAGCCAUUGAUGGCGAAAACGUACUGCAGGCGUACGGGCAGGCCCAGUACGCCCAACGCAACUAUGUUGGCGCACUCGAAGCCUUCUCAACGAUGUUGACGGUUGCUAUGCGUGAUGCUGACCUGCUCGUCCAGGGAUAUCUGCGGACAGCUCAGGUUCUACAGCUGAAGCAAAGGCUCGAGGAUGCGCUACAGCUAUAUGAGUACGCCCUCAAAACGAUAGAUGCAAAUGAUGCAAAGCGCCCGAAGAUUGAAUUACUCAAAGCGAAGCUUGAAAAAGCUCUAAAUCCGCCGCGGCAGGAUCCGUUUGGCAUAUUACCACCUGAACUGGUGGCAAUGGUUUUGGGGCAUUUGGACCUACGUACGCUGAUAUGUCCGAAAGUGGUUGACAUUGAUUUGACUGAUCACUGGGCGACUCUGGAUGAUUACAGACUCCUGGACGAAUUCCCUGGGCUGAAGAGGUUAGCUAUACGAUCGGGGUAUACGCUAGGUUCUCAGGGGCUUGACGCCCUUCUACGUGUGCACCCUGUGCUUGAAUCACUUACAAUUCAGGCAAAGGACUUUAGUAUCGAGCAUAUCCGAGACAAGAGCUCACCCAUGUCGCAAUUGCGAUCUCUGGCUAUAAGCUUACCGGGGGCAUCCACCAGUGACCCCAUCUUCUUUGAUAGCACGUUAAAGGACCGAAUGCCCGUUCUUGAAGAGUUGAAGAUUACUGGAAGUUUGACAACGAUCAACUUUUACGAAUCAGAUAGGGAUAUAUCAAGCCAUCCUUGCUUACGCAUAAUCAAGCUAUCCCAACUUCGCCUGAGUAACCAUCUUGAAGCGUUACCACCAGCUCUGGAGGAAAUACAUAUGGCUCACAUGACAGAUGUGACCGAACAUUGGCCUGACCACAACAUCUUGAGGGGCCUUCCCAAUUUAAGGGUGGCAGUAUUUGAUAACCCUUCCAACGACAUCAACUCUCAAUCGUUAGAGGAAUACUUCGAAAGCGUUAAACCAAAUCUAACAUUAAAGUCUCUUACCUUGACCAAUUGCCGCUGGGUCAAUUCGUCUGCUUUAUUGCGUUUCAUGUUAGCAGACUAUUUAGACCCCCUAACCGAACUAAAUAUUGCCUCUAUGUGUGGGGUUGAAGACGAGACCAUCAUGGUUAUGCGCAGUGCAGUCCCCAAACUGAGGAAGCUGGACUUAUCCCGUACCCGUGUCACGGGCUUUUCAAUCAAGCUGCUCGCCGAUGAGGAGAACAGUAAACUGGAGACGUUGAUCGUGCAUGAAACAGAAGACCCGGUCAGCAGAGAUGCAGUUGAGUAUGGUCGGAGCAAAGGAAUCCAUAUCCCAACGCCAAUAUGUCAAAAAUACUGA
Molecule: messenger RNA, 1380 nt
Organism: Arthroderma uncinatum
Lineage: Eukaryota; Fungi; Ascomycota; Eurotiomycetes; Onygenales; Arthrodermataceae
Product: F-box domain-containing protein
Exons: 5
Coding region: 1-1380 (459 amino acids)
Biological process (GO): SCF-dependent proteasomal ubiquitin-dependent protein catabolic process
Cellular component (GO): SCF ubiquitin ligase complex
Molecular function (GO): protein binding
Source: RefSeq, a predicted model, not a curated record